AACCGUAAACUCACAAUCACUCUUGUUUCCAUAUCUAAGCUAUCUUCAUGGAGAAAACUUGGUUCCUCUAUUUAACUGCAGUGUCCUUGGUACAAUGUUUCUUAGUCUGCCUGGCUAUGAAUGGUCCCAAUUCCACCACUGAUCAAUCUGCUCUUUUAGCCUUCAAAUCCCAUAUCUCUUUAGACCAUCCUUACCACAGGUUGGUAAAUAACUGGUCCUCAGCCACCUCAGUCUGCGACUGGAUUGGUGUCUCUUGCAGCAAGCGCCACCGCAGAGUGACAGCCUUGAAUCUCCCUGACAUGGGUAUUGGAGGCACCAUCCCACCCCACAUAGGAAACCUCUCAUUUCUAUCAUACUUCAACAUUACGAACAACACUUUCCAUGAUCAUCUUCCCAGUGAGAUGGCUAGAUUGCAUCGCCUAAAAUUUGUUGACUUUGGAAUUAACAAUUUCGGCGGGGGUGUUCCGGCAUGGUUUGGAAACUUACCCGAACUUCAGUACUUGCAUCUCAGAAACAACAGUUUCACGGGUUUGGUUCCAGCUUCCAUUGGCAACAUAUCAACAUUAGAGUCUCUCGAUUUAAGGUACAAUUUUAUGGAGGGAAGAGUUCCUGAAGAGAUCGGUUAUCUUCCUAAACUAAAGAAAUUAUUCAUGGGAUUUAAUCAUUUUUCGGGAUCUAUACCAACCAUCUUCAACAUCUCAUCACUUGAAUUGAUCGAUUUCUCAUCUAAUAUGCUGUCUGGAAUUCUUCCGAAGGAUUUGUGUAUUUUUGUUCCGAAAUUGAAAUUUAUCUAUCUUUCUUGGAAUGAGAUUGAUGGCCAAAUUCCAUUAACUCUGGGUGAAUGCAGAGAGCUACAAAUCAUAUCAUUAUCUCUUAACAAAUUCAGUGGUUUCGUUCCAAAGGCAAUUGGGAAUUUGACUUUGCUUCAAAGAUUAUAUUUUGGUGGUAACGACUUUAAAGGU
Molecule: messenger RNA, 962 nt
Organism: Camellia sinensis
Lineage: Eukaryota; Viridiplantae; Streptophyta; Magnoliopsida; Ericales; Theaceae
Source: RefSeq, a predicted model, not a curated record